AUGGAGAAUUCUACGGGAUGUUGCGCUACUGGCAACGCAGCACCAGAUCAGUACAAGCCCAAAGGUCGAUUUACUCGUCUAGGAGAACUAAAUGUUUACAUCUCCUCAGCAGGCCAAAACAAAUCCUCAAAGGAUGUGCUUCUUGUCCUUCCAGACGGCUUCGGGCUCGCUAAGCACAAUCUCAUCAUGGCUGAUUUGUUCGCUGAGCACCUUGGUGUGCAAACCAUCGUGCCAGAUUAUUAUGAGGGUGAUCCUCUUCCACUAGUGAUCUUGAAGUAUAAGCCCAUAUUUGGUGUAGCCAUUGAGGAUCAUGACUGGCCAGAGGAUAUCAAAACUCAAAUCCGCAACGUAAACAUCGAACAAUGGUUAACGAAGCAUCCUCACGAUCGAGUCAGUGAGCUUUUACGAGAUCUUGUCAUUGAAAUUCGGUCAGAUAAUCCUGACGCCGAGUUCUUGGGGGUCGGUUAUUGUUUUGGUGGGAAACAUGUUUUUCGGAUGGCAAAGCAGUACUUGAAAGUGGCAGCGUCAUUCCAUCCGAGUUACUUAACGCAAGAAGACGUGAAAGACAUCCAAGUCCCUGUGUAUGUGGGAUUGGCUGGGGACGACGAAAUGGUUCCAACUUCUCUCGCAGACGACCUGAAAUCCUGGACACACCAGGAGCGCGUCCAAGCCACUCUUGAGAUUUAUCCUGGUAUGUCUCAUGGCUUUGCAGCCAGACCAGAUACUCAAGAUCCGGCUGUUCGGACGCAAUAUGAACGAGCCUUGAAAACCGCUGUCUCUUUUCUUGGACGCUCAAUCUUGACACAAACUACCACAGCCUCAUAG
Molecule: messenger RNA, 825 nt
Organism: Exophiala bonariae
Lineage: Eukaryota; Fungi; Ascomycota; Eurotiomycetes; Chaetothyriales; Herpotrichiellaceae
Exons: 4
Coding region: 1-825 (274 amino acids)
Molecular function (GO): hydrolase activity
Source: RefSeq, a predicted model, not a curated record